Solanum verrucosum is the source of this 1161-nucleotide messenger RNA. RefSeq names its product zinc finger protein ZAT3-like. Bases 1 to 1161 code for a protein of 386 amino acids. The record is from RefSeq and is a predicted model, not a curated record. NCBI's taxonomy places the organism in Eukaryota, Viridiplantae, Streptophyta, Magnoliopsida, Solanales, Solanaceae. The transcript has a single exon.
AUGGACAACCAAAACACUUGCUGCACUACUACUACUACAAAUUUUCUUCAACCCCUUGUUCUACAAAGUCAAGUAAUUGGUGAUUAUCAUCUUCUGGAUCAAAGCCAUCAUCAUGAAGACAAAGAGGCGGAAACGUCGAGAAGAUUCACCAUGUUUGACACAGAUAUCAGGUACAAACCUCGUCAAAAUCCCAGGAAGAAAAGAAGCAAGUUGUUAAGAAUUAGUGAUAAUAAUUCCCUUAGAAUCAGUACAAGUACUGCUAGUACUUCCGGUCUCAUUACUACUAAGCCUAAAUGUACCAAGAAACCACCAGACCCUAAUGCACCAAAAAUUACUAGGCCUUGUACUGAAUGUGGCAAGAAAUUUUGGUCAUGGAAAGCACUUUUUGGUCAUAUGCGUUGUCAUCCUGAACGCCAAUGGCGCGGUAUUAACCCUCCUCCCAAUUUAAAACGACAAGUUUGUUCUUCAUUUCCCCAACAAUCCCACAUUUCCCUUUCAACAUCAGAGGAGGAUCAUGAAAUCGCGGAGUGCUUAUUGCUCUUGGCUAAUGGACUCAAUGAUGACGUUCAUCAAUUGGUUAUGGAUGAAGGAGUUGAAGAAAAAGGUGUAAAUGAAUCAGGGACACCUUCAUAUAACUGUUGUAAAUUUGAGUGUUCAAGUUGCAAGAAAGUAUUUGGUUCACACCAGGCAUUAGGUGGACAUAGGGCUACUCACAAGAAUGUCAGGGGUUGUUUUGCAAAUACAAAAACUAUUGGGGACUGUAGCCAGCAAUUAGGAUUGUUAGAAGAUGGGACUAAUAUGUGCUCCUUAGAACAAGGAAGAGGAAGUGACAAUGAAGAUAUUACAAGCAAUGAUAACAAAAGAUUGAUGGUGUUGGGGCAUAAGUGUUUGAAAGUUUUCUCAAGUGGACAAGCUUUAGGAGGUCACAAAAGGUGUCAUUGGGAAAAACUCGGAGACAAGACAACAACAAUAGUAACAGACUCGGACUUAACACGAGCUGUCGUUGCCAAUGUCAAUCCAAUGGAGCAAGAAAAUAAUAUUGCUGAUAAUUUGGAUCUUAAUUUUCCUCCUGUUACAAUUUCAAGAGAUGAUCAACAUCAUUCUUCAGCUACCCUUUCAUCUAUUUCAGGAUUGGAAUUGGACUUGAGAUUAGGGCUAUAA